CUGACCAGCAAAACAUCACAGGUGCUGUAGAGUGAACAGGGGAUUUUCACUGUAAUCACCAGACUCCAAUCUUAUUUCACCAUGUAUCAUCUAAAUACCUCGGACUCCAACUCUACGUUCUCUUGGAAUUUUGAUUCUGUAGUCUCCAGCUGUGUCCUUGGGCUGUGCUGCCUGGUGGGCAUCCCUGGCAACAUUGCAGUAAUCAUGCGUGUACUUCAUAAUUACAAGAAAGUGAAUUUCACUCUGCAGCUGAUGCUGAACCUGGCUAUCUCUGACCUCUUGUCCCUCCUAACACUCCCAGUGUCAAUCUACUCUCUGUUGCAUGGGUGGAAUUUUGGCCGCGUUCUUUGCAAGCUUUUCUCCUACACAGUUUACUGCUGUUUAUACACCAACGUGCUGAUGGUCACCCUGAUGAGUGUGCAUCGUUACCUGGCGGUGCUGUACGAACAAUUAUGGGCAAGACUGCAAAGGACAGGUGAGUGGAUGCUGCUGCUUUCAAUUUGGGUGCUGGCAUGUCUCCUUGCCUCUCCAAACAUCUUUACCCGGGACAUCGUGGACAAGAAAAAGUUGCUUAGGUGUCAAAAGAGCAGAAUAUCAGACGGGGUGAAAGUGGCCAUUCUAUUCAUGGAAACUCUGCUGGGGUUUGUUGUGCCUUUCUCCAUCCUGGUCACCACUUACUUCUGUCUCCACAAGAAAGUGAACCAGACCGCCUUCUUCAGCAAUCAACGAAUGACCAGGCUGGUGACCAGCAUCGUGGUCACCUUCUUCAUCCUCUGGUUUCCUGCACAUGUGAUAAACCUGCUGGACAUCAUCACCACCCUCCUGAGAGAAUCCCAGCCAUCUGUAUAUGAGAAGUUGAAGACCUUUAGGAGAGCCGGUGGGGACAUUGCUAAGACUUUGACCUUCAUCAACAGUUGUGUGAACCCCUUCCUAUAUGCCUUUGCAUUGCGUCCACGGAGCCGCAAUUCAUAGCAGUCAGAGAGAAAGAAGGACUGUCAGGCAAGAUAUUCCUGAAGUUGUCUUGCCUUCUUCCACUUCUUGGAUUCUAAGGCUUUGUGGCCAUCCAGUUUCCUUUUUUCCGAAAGUACCAGUAAGUUUUCCAACAAUUUUAUUGUUGCAAAUACUUGUAUGUAUUUAGGUGCCUGUUAGCAGUAUCCAUGCUAUAGCUGUUUGCAUUGAGCAAAUCUCACUAUGAGUAGAGUUAAACUAAAUGUUAUAAUACUGGGUAUUCCACAUUGGUUCAAAAGUGUUUAUUAUUAUUAUUAUUAUUAGUAUUAUUAUUAUUAUUAUUAUUACAUUACUUGAUUUUUAUGAAAUCUUGAAAUUGAUAAGCCCUAUAUUGGAAAUCCUUUUUUGUUUGUUGUGUAGGAGAAAAUUCACAGAACAAGGUGUUCUUCCUCUGUUUUAUGACAAUCACAAGUCAACAUCAGACUAAACCGUCAAACCAUUAGAGUUGAGCAAGCUGGUUCCUCCAAAACUCUUAAAGCUUCAUACCAAAGGUGCACCAAUAUAUAUGUGGCCUAUAAUCAAUGUAUCACAUGUAUGCUGCCUAUUACUCAUAUAAUCAAUAUGUAAUCCAAUGAAAUUAUAUCAUUAGUUCUAGAUGAGCUUAUGGAAACACAAGAUACCACAGUGUCAACUGUAGAAUAUGUAAUCCAAUGAACCUAUAUCAUUAAUUACAGAUGAGCUUAUGGAAACGCAAGAAACCACCAUUAAUCCAGUAUUAAAGUAUGAUAUGUAACCUGUAUAUUCUCAAACUAAUUAACAGCUAAUUUGUGCUAGAAGUACACAGUGACCCAUAUGUAACCUGAGGUGAAUAAAAUGAUGUGUAUGCUUGAAAGGAAAAUCGAACAGCACCAUGUUUUGCACAAGUCAUAUUUUCUCUUUGUUAAAAAGCAGCUGGCGGGGCAGGUCGUCUUGACCAGCUUAUGAAGCAGGAAGUCUUGCUGUGAGGGCCAUAUUUGGCAAAGACAGUUUGCAGUACAGGAUAUUGUGUAUGCCUGUACAAUGUGAUAUGAAAAUGUGUUUCAAGAAUAGCCUACAAAGCAAAAUUGUAAUUUGGGCGAUUGCCACAAGAUCCUUGGGUGACCAGAGAACAGGUGGUUGUAAGAAUAGCUUACAAAGCAAAAUUGUAAUUUGGGCGAUUGCCAUGAAUCUAUUCUUAAGAACAGCUAACCAAGCAAAAACCAUUGUGGCAAUACAGAGACCAGCUGAUAUUUUUAGGAGGAGUUUAGGAGACAUGUUGAAAGCAGUGUAUAAAAUAUGUGUGCAACUGUCAAUCGAGGUCCACUUCUGCAGAACUGGUCCGGCUUUAUGCACUUGCGCUUAAUAAAGUCUGAUUUUUCUGAA
Conger conger (European conger) is the source of this 2349-nucleotide messenger RNA. RefSeq names its product leukotriene B4 receptor 1-like. Gene Ontology annotation, cellular component: membrane. Bases 82 to 972 code for a protein of 296 amino acids. NCBI's taxonomy places the organism in Eukaryota, Metazoa, Chordata, Actinopteri, Anguilliformes, Congridae. Gene Ontology annotation, molecular function: G protein-coupled receptor activity. Gene Ontology annotation, biological process: immune response; G protein-coupled receptor signaling pathway. The transcript has a single exon. The record is from RefSeq and is a predicted model, not a curated record.